Aspergillus alliaceus is the source of this 1255-nucleotide messenger RNA. RefSeq lists its product as uncharacterized. NCBI's taxonomy places the organism in Eukaryota, Fungi, Ascomycota, Eurotiomycetes, Eurotiales, Aspergillaceae. The coding region runs from base 1 to 930 and encodes 309 amino acids. The record is from RefSeq and is a predicted model, not a curated record. The transcript is spliced from 8 exons.
AUGUAUCUACAACUGUGUCUCACUUCUCCACUCGGCUUCGACGACGCAGUCGCUCUGUUCGGAACGAUUGUUGGAGUACCGCAGACAUCAAUCAUGCUUUAUGCUGUUUUCCAUGGCAUUGGUAAGCGAGAGGAGUUACUCGCGCCUACUCGCGCCGACCUCGGGUUAAAAGGGAUCUAUAUAGCCUGGGUUUUAUAUCCCAUUGUUGUCUGUUCCUCCAAAGUCUCCUUAGCAUUACUCAUAUCACGGCUCACUGUGAAGCACGCUGAGGGAGUUAUCUCGGUCUUUGUGGCAGCGUUCCAAUACCAUUGUCACACCAUGGUUGGUAAUAUUUUAAUUCAACUCCUGAUUCCCGGUCUGAUUAUCAUGAUAAUCUGGGGUCUUCAGGCGCGCAUGUCGGCCAAGAUUACUGUCCUGAUGGCGUUCUCUCUGCAGCUCUUGGUCGUCAUUCCCACCAUCUUCCGGUUGAUACUGUUGAGACGCAUGACCGACAAAGACCUCCGUGGCGAUAGGACUUUCGCCAUUACCAAAGCCGUGAUAGUGUCCGAAGUCACGAUGCACUUUUCGCUAAUGGCCGCUACAUUUCCCUGUCUGCGCAAGUUCCUGCAGGCCUUCGAUAUGAAUCUGGGCGCAACCACAAAUAUGACCACUGACCCUGACAAUAGCAACAAUUCCAACGGGACUUAUGCGCUCAAGCCAUUAGAUCCGCGAGGGGAAAGGGCCAGUGUCGAACAGUGGUCGGGGUGUAGUCGACAUGAUCGAAAAUACCAACCGCACACCAUUACAAGGAUCUCGGCGGGCGAGCCUAAUUCGAUAGCUCCUGCAGAGGGAAAUGGGAAAUUACAAAGGCAACGGAGCGACGACAGCCAGCAUGCGAUGAUAACACGAACGCAGCAUUGGGGGGUGAAAGUGGAAUCGAGAAGUACAUAAGGUAAAUAUGCGCAGGUUGACAGCUAUGGAUGGUUGAAAUUCCUAGAAAUUUGUUUCUUUUUCUGCUACUAUAUCCUUUUUUUCUUUCGUACAACAAGCAUCAGUUGAGGUCGUCCGGCUUCAUAAAGGCUUAAGUUGACAGACUAGACAGUAUAUAUCUUCACUUAUUUCUUUGAAGACUUCUAGCUGCCUUCCUGUGGAUGAAAAAGAUUCUAUGUCUGCUACUGACAUUUCAAUGGCUAAAUGAGGUGAUUGUAGUGGACUUUGCCUCGUUGUGAUGGCCUUUCUGCCAUGCUUCGAGUAGCGCACCCCGAAGCCAUUGCUG